ACUAUCAGAAUAGAACAAAAACAAAAACAGAAGCUAUUAACUUCGUUAUUCAGACACGACCAGGUCAUAGCUCUGACCUGUUCUCCCAUUCCUUCUCUCUCAUUCUUCACCCCAACAAACACAUAAUAUCAAGCUUCUCUAAGGAAGUUGCAGAGUGGAGCCAAGCCAUGGAAAACAUGAAGAAGAAACCAUUUUUAUGGCUUUCUCUCCUCAUAAUCUGCUUCUCUUUUCACACCUACACAUCCCUUGCUGCUUUGACCACCAUCUCAGCAAAUCAAUCUCUUUCCGGUGAUCAAACUCUUGUCUCAACAGAUGGGAACUUUGAAUUGGGUUUCUUCAAUCAAGGUAAUUCCUCUAACUACUACAUAGGCAUGUGGUACAAAAAGGUUUCUGUAAAGACAUAUGUUUGGGUAGCAAAUAGAGAUAACCCAGUUUCUGAUAAGAAUUCUACCAUGUUAACAAUAUCGCGUGGUAAUUUAGUUAUUUUGGACAAGUCUCAAAAUCUAGUUUGGUCAACAAAUUUGAGUUCUCCUAGCUCAGGUUUUGUAGUAGCUACCCUUCUAGGUACUGGGAAUCUUAUAUUAAGUGAUAAGCCUAAUGCAUCAGAAUCAGAUGCACUGUGGCAGAGUUUUGAUCAUCCAACAGAUACAUGGCUUCCAGGUGGCAAAAUAAGAUUAGAUAACAUAACAAAGCAGCCUCAAUAUCUCACUUCCUGGAAGAACAGUGAUAAUCCUGCAACAGGCCUAUUUUCGCUGGAAUUAGAUCCCAAUGGAACCAAUUCAUAUCUGAUUCUUUGGAAUAAAUCUCAAGAGUAUUGGUCAAGUGGUACUUGGAAUGGACAGAUUUUCAGCUUGGUUCCUGAAAUGAGGGCAAACUAUAUCUACAAUUUCAGCUUUCAGUCGAACGCGAAUGAGAGCUACUUCACAUAUUCAUUGUAUAACAAUUCUAUUAUAUCUCGUUUUGUAAUGGAUGUCUCGGGGCAGAUCAAGCAAUUCACUUGGCUGGAAAAUACUCAGCAAUGGAAUUUGUUCUGGUCACAGCCAAGACAACAAUGCGAGGUUUAUGCUUUUUGUGGAGCAUUUGGGAGCUGCACUGAGAAUUCAGAGCCAUAUUGUAAUUGUUUAACUGGCUAUGAGCCAAGGUCACAAUCUGAUUGGGAUUUGGAGGAUUACUCAGGUGGGUGUGUGAGAAAAACCGAGUUUCAAUGUGAGACAUUGAAUCCCUCUAAUGGGGCCAAGGAUAGGUUCCUACCAAUGCCUAACAUGGCAUUGCCUAAAAAUGCAGAAUCUGUGGGAGCAGGGAAUGCUGGCGAAUGCGAGUCAACUUGCUUGAGCAGUUGUUCCUGCACUGCAUAUGCUUAUGCUGGUAACUGUUCAAUAUGGAAUGAAGAUCUUUUGAAUCUGCAACAGCUUGCUCAAGAUGAUAGUAGCGGAGAGACUUUGUUUCUUAAACUUGCAGCAUCUGAGUUUCAUGAUGCUAAGAGCAAUAAGGGGACAAUCAUUGGUGUUGUUGCUGGUGCGGUUGGUGGCAUAGUUGUUCUCUUAAUCCUUGUUCUAUUUAUCAUGCUGAGGCAAAGAAAAAGACAAGUUGGGGCAGGAACACAUAUGGAGGGCUCAUUGGUGGCAUUUGGGUACAGAGAUUUGCAAAAUGCUACGAAGAAUUUCUCAGACAAGUUGGGCGGAGGAGGUUUUGGUUCUGUCUUCAAAGGAACAUUGCCUGAUUCAAGUGUCAUAGCAGUGAAGAAGCUCGAUAGCAUUAGCCAAGGUGAGAAGCAGUUCAGAACAGAAGUGAGUACAAUUGGGACAGUCCAACAUGUCAACCUUGUUAGGCUUCGAGGGUUCUGUUCCGAAGGUGACAAGAGACUGCUUGUUUAUGAUUACAUGCCAAAUAGCUCCUUGGAUUCCAAACUUUUUCAGGAAAAGAGUUCCAAGGUGUUGGAUUGGAAAAUAAGAUACCAAAUUGCUCUGGGAACAGCUAGGGGAUUGAAUUAUCUCCAUGAGAAGUGCAGAGAUUGUAUCAUACACUGUGAUGUGAAGCCAGAAAAUAUUCUCCUAGACGCUGAUUUUUGUCCAAAGGUUGCAGACUUUGGCCUUGCAAAGCUGGUUGGAAGAGACUUCAGCAGGGUCCUCACUACCAUGAGAGGAACAAGAGGUUAUCUUGCCCCAGAGUGGAUUUCAGGAGUGGCUAUCACUGCCAAAGCUGAUGUUUACAGCUAUGGAAUGAUGCUUUUUGAGUUUGUAUCUGGUAGGAGGAACUCUGAGCCAUCUGAAGAUGGCCAAGUUAAGUUCUUUCCUACCUGGGCUGCCAGCAUAGUGCACCAACAAGACAUUUUGCUUAGCCUUUUGGACCCUAGGUUGGAGGGAAAUGCUGACAUUGAAGAGGUCACUAGAGUCAUAAAAGUUGCUUCAUGGUGUGUCCAAGAUGAUGAAUCUCAUAGGCCAUCUAUGGGUCAGGUUGUUCAAAUGCUUGAGGGGCUCUUGAAUGUGACUUUGCCUCCAAUUCCACGAUCCCUACAAGCCUUUGUUGACAACCAGGAGAACAUAGUUUUCUUCACAGACUCAAGUUCCACCAAUAAUAGUUCACAGGUAAAGAGCAAUGUCUCUGCAGCCUCCUCUGAAGUCAAAAGCAACAUCUCAUCCUCUAGCUCCUAGUCCUGAAGAAAAAAUUAGGUAGACAAAAUAAAGUUGUUCGCCAUAUUAUGAUUUUGAGGUAUUGAAUUGUAAUGUAUUGUUUGAAUCCGGAGGAACUUGUGCCAAGAUGCUUGUAUAUU
Molecule: messenger RNA, 2770 nt
Organism: Gastrolobium bilobum
Lineage: Eukaryota; Viridiplantae; Streptophyta; Magnoliopsida; Fabales; Fabaceae
Product: G-type lectin S-receptor-like serine/threonine-protein kinase At2g19130
Exons: 1
Coding region: 168-2651 (827 amino acids)
Biological process (GO): protein phosphorylation; recognition of pollen
Molecular function (GO): protein serine/threonine kinase activity; ATP binding
Source: RefSeq, a predicted model, not a curated record